GUGGAACAUACUCGACGGAGAACAAACAACAUGAGACAAUUCGUGGUCCUACUGGCUCUGGCUCUGGCCAGCCUGGCCUCCGGCAACCUGAUCGUCAAGCCUGGAUUCCCCGAGGGACGUAUCAUCAACGGCUACGAGGCCAAGCAGGGCGAGGCGCCCUACAUCGUGUCCCUGCACACCACGUCUCAUUUCUGUGCCGGAUCCCUGAUAGCCGCCGAUUGGAUUCUGACUGCCGCCCAUUGCAUGACAUACACGAAGGGUACUGCCAGUGCCGGCGUGCAUGGUCGCUCUGACACGGAGAACGUGCAGUCGAGGGAUUUCACCAAUGCGCAGUACAUUAUCCACGAGAAGUAUGGCGGCGGCGUAGGACCCUACGACAUCGGUCUGAUCAAGCUGGACAAGCCCUUCGAUCUCAAUGUGGUGGCCCGCGAUGGCAGCAAUCCAGUGGGUGUGAUCAGUCUUCCCUCUAAUAACUACCAGGCCGACGGACUCGGCCUUCUCUUUGGCUGGGGACGUGACAACUCGGGACUUUUGCCCAAUGCGCUGCAGAAGCUGGAUGUGGACAUCAUUGGAUAUACUAAGUGCAAAGCAGCUUUACCCUCCACUGCACCCUUGGCAGAAUCCAAUGUGUGCACCUACACAGAAAACACCACCGACGGAGCCUGCAAUGGAGACAGCGGCGGUCCUCUGGUGCAGAAUGGUGAGCUAGUGGGUGUCGUCUCCUGGGGUUACACCCCCUGUGCCACGACCAAGUAUCCUUCUGUGUACACCCAGGUUUCAUCUUACAAUAGUUGGAUCAAGGAGAAGAUGAAUGCAUAAACCAUAUUCCACAAUAUUAUAUAAUCACUAAAUAAACGAACAUUCUGUACUCAAAAA
Messenger RNA from Drosophila kikkawai, 876 nucleotides. RefSeq names its product lectizyme. The record is from RefSeq and is a predicted model, not a curated record. Lineage: Eukaryota; Metazoa; Arthropoda; Insecta; Diptera; Drosophilidae. Gene Ontology annotation, molecular function: serine-type endopeptidase activity. Gene Ontology annotation, biological process: proteolysis.